Molecule: messenger RNA, 2178 nt
Organism: Siniperca chuatsi (mandarin fish)
Lineage: Eukaryota; Metazoa; Chordata; Actinopteri; Centrarchiformes; Sinipercidae
Product: BTB/POZ domain-containing protein 6-B-like
Exons: 5
Coding region: 503-1942 (479 amino acids)
Biological process (GO): neurogenesis
Cellular component (GO): cytosol
Molecular function (GO): protein binding
Source: RefSeq, a predicted model, not a curated record
ACACACACCGACACCUUGUGUCUGUUCGCUCUGGCGGCUCCGGUUCUUUCGGUUUACUGACGUGAGCGCGCUGCAUGAUCGGUGUUGGUGAGGUUUAACGUCACCGGUAACCAGCUAACGACAACAACGACAGACUGUGUAGCGUUAACGGACUGCACCGCAAACACACACAGCCGUCGGUGCGUGGCGGCAGAACGGAGGUCUGUUUGCGUGAACUGCCUGGAUGAUUAUUGAUUAUUGAUGACUUAACCUGCCUCUUCUGGUUGAACCAGCGUUACACUAUGCCACGUGACCCGUUUGACUCUGCGACCGGACUCGGACUCACAGCCAGAUCCCGUCACCCCCUGUCUGUUCAGGUGUAAGUCCGUUUCCCCUCACCUGAGCUCAGCGUUGACCCUGCACACGUCACCAUGAGCUCAGUGUAACCUAAGCCUCAGCAGGAAGCAGUCAUCAUGCUGUGACGUGGUGACCUCGCUGGCUCUGUGACCAGGAGGAGGAGAAGAUGGCGGCUGAACUUUUCUCCACCAGCCUCCCUCACGGUAACGAGGUGGAGGUGAAAAAGAGUUUCAUCCACCCGAGUGAACCGGAGCCGCCGGCUGGUAACCACGACGACGGAGACGAAGAUCAGCCGGACAUCGCCGACGACGACAGAGAGGAGAGAGACGGCUGGCCGGAAACACAGCCCACGCUCAGAGAGAGAAACGCUCUGAUGUUCAACAACGAGCAGAUGGCUGAUGUUCACUUCAUCGUCGGCCCUCCAGGAGAAACUCAGAGAGUUCCCGCUCAUAAGUACGUCCUGGCGGUGGGCAGCUCGGUGUUUGGAGCCAUGUUUUACGGAGAUCUGGCUGAGGGACAAUCUGAGAUCAAGAUCCCCGACGUGGAGCCGGCUGCUUUCCUCAUUCUGUUAAAGUACAUGUACAGUGAUGAGAUCGAGGUGGAGGCUGACACUGUGCUCGCCACGCUCUACGCUGCUAAGAAGUACAUCGUUCCUGCUCUGGCGAAGGCCUGCGUCACCUUCCUGGAGACGAGUCUGGAGGCGAGGAACGCCUGCGUUCUGUUGUCUCAGAGCCGGCUGUUUGAGGAGCCGGAGCUGACGCAGCGCUGCUGGGAGGUGAUCGACGCUCAGGCCGAGCUCGCUCUGCGAUCUGAAGGCUUCUCUGAGAUCGACCUGCCCACGCUGGAGAUCAUCCUGCAGAGAGAAUCGCUCAACAUACGUGAGGUUGUGAUCUUCCAGGCAGUGCUGAGCUGGGCAGCAGCUGAGUGUCGACGUCAGGGACUGGCGGUGACCCCCAGGAACCAGCGGGUGGUGUUGGGUAAAGCGCUGUACCUGGUCCGGAUCCCCUCCAUGACGCUGCAGGAUUUUGCAGAUGGAGCGGCGCAGUCGGACGUCCUGACGCUAAAAGAGACUCAUGACAUCUUCCUGUGGUUUACUGCCUCCAACAAACCCAGACUGGAGUUCCCUCUGGUGAAGCGGGCUGGCCUGGCGCCACAGAAGUGCCACCGCUUCCAGUCCUCGGCCUACCGUAGCAACCAGUGGCGCUACAGGGGGCGCUGCGACAGCAUCCAGUUCGCAGUGGACCGGAGGAUCUUCAUGGCCGGGCUCGGUCUGUAUGGGUCGAGCUGCGGGAAGGCCGAAUACAGCGUGAAGAUUGAACUGAAGAGGCAGGGAACCGCUCUGGCCCAGAACCUCACCAAGUUUCUGUCAGAUGGAUCGAGCAGCACCUUCCCUGUGUGGUUUGAACACCCGGUCCAGGUGGAACAGGACACCUUCUACACGGUGAGCGCCGUCCUGGACGGAAACGAGCUGAGUUACUUUGGUCAAGAGGGGAUGACUGAGGUGCAGUGUGGGAAAGUGACCUUCCAGUUCCAGUGUUCGUCAGACAGUACAAACGGGACUGGCGUGCAGGGGGGGCAGAUCCCCGAACUGGUCUUCUACUGCUGAACCAGAACCUGAUGGACUCAAGGACUCAACACACUUUAAUCAGCCAGAAAACAUGUCAGAGAGAAGUCAUAGUGAGCAAUGAGCUGCAGAGACAGGAGCGCUGAUUCUGACAGACGGACCGCUGCAGUGAACUGGAAGCUGAUUGGACUGUCGGUGUGGAUCUGGAAGCUGAUUUGUUUGUGCUUCUUAAAAGAAAUAAUGACUGAACAUUAAAGUUUAAGUGACUGAAACUAAAA